UAAGGACUUCAUUGACUUUCCUAGAUCAUAUUAUUAAUGUUCCUCUAUAUAUACAUAUAUACUUUAACUACCACUAUUAUAUUUUACGGUACAAUGGAUCAAACCACCACCACCAUUAAUCAAGAACACAUCAAAAAGACCAAGAAAACCAGCAUCGUCCACGAUAGAGAAAGCCCCGUCUACCACGGUGUUCGUAAGAGAAGUUGGGGCAAAUGGGUGUCAGAAAUCCGUGAGCCAAGGAAAAAAUCAAGAAUAUGGCUAGGGUCAUUUGACAACCCUGAGAUGGCGGCUAGAGCCCAUGAUGUAGCCGCCAUUGCAAUCAAGGGUCGCUCGGCUAUACUCAAUUUCCCUCAUCUAGCUCAUCAACUUCCAAAACCGGUUUCUACCUCCCCUAGAGACAUCCAAGAAGCUGCCAUCAAAGCCGCGGCUUUAGUCAUUAAUAGUGAAAUGAUCGGUCCAAGAAAACGUGACAAAGAUAGAAGCCAAGCCGAGCUAGAACCUGAGUUUGGUAGCAUGGCUACAUCGGAUGACACGUUUAAUGAUUUACCGGAUCUUUAUGUCGACCUUGGACAUCGGAUUGAUAGAAUUUACUUUACAUUACCAGAGAAUAUCACCGGAAUUGAGACCGGGGAUUGUGAGAUGUGGCCCGAAGAACAUUCCUUGUGGAAUCAUUAAUCAAUUGUUAGUAAGUUGGACGAGAUAUAUAUUGUUUAAAAAAUAUUAUUGUUUGUAAAAAAUUAAAUAGUGGAUCCAUAUGCAUUGGACGUGUAAAUGAAAACAGAAAUUGUUAUGUGUUA
Messenger RNA from Erigeron canadensis, 797 nucleotides. Its product is annotated as ethylene-responsive transcription factor ERF039-like. Gene Ontology annotation, molecular function: DNA-binding transcription factor activity; DNA binding. The coding region runs from base 37 to 675 and encodes 212 amino acids. Gene Ontology annotation, biological process: regulation of DNA-templated transcription. The transcript has a single exon. Lineage: Eukaryota; Viridiplantae; Streptophyta; Magnoliopsida; Asterales; Asteraceae. The record is from RefSeq and is a predicted model, not a curated record.